This is a messenger RNA of Zasmidium cellare ATCC 36951, 1062 nucleotides long. RefSeq lists its product as uncharacterized. The record is from RefSeq and is a predicted model, not a curated record. Lineage: Eukaryota; Fungi; Ascomycota; Dothideomycetes; Mycosphaerellales; Mycosphaerellaceae. The transcript has a single exon. The coding region runs from base 1 to 1062 and encodes 353 amino acids.
AUGAGGCAAAGCACCGAGAUCGCCCCCGGCGUGUGCUUCAACUCCCCACGCUGGAUGCUGAAUCCACUCGCCAUCCCCCUCAACUCCGCCAUCCCCCUCGCAUCGUCGUCGCACCUCAUUCCGGUCGCACACGAUGGCCGCCGCUACGCACAUAUCCCGAUACCGUCGCCAUUCAAGGAGCCGUCACGCGAGCUCAAGAAUCUGCGAAGCAGCAGGGCGUGGCAGAGAGGCGGCACACGCGAACAGCAGGUCGCCGAGAUGGACCGGUGGUUCCCCAACGUCUCAGCCGGUGGUACGACGACCCCAUGCCCGGCUCCUGAGGAAGAGGACGUUGUCAUGUCAGAGCUGUCCAUCAACUCACCCGCCGCACCAACCAAGGCCGACCGCGACAUGUCAGACUGUCCAAUGUCCGACAUUGGCACCCUGUCCAAGCUCCCGGCCGAAGUUCGCAACCAGAUCUACCGUCUUGCUGUCGUCGAGCCUGAGUCGAAUCCCGUCAAGAUCGAGAUGCAGCCAAAGACCUGUUCGCUAGGCACCUGCCUCCACAACAAAGCAUCCUACAACCUGCCCGGCAUCGCCAGCACCUGCAAGCAACUCCGCUGGGAGGUCGCGCCUAUUUUCCUGGUCGAGAACACAGCAUUCACCUUCGACGACAGCGUGGUGCAGCAAUGCUGCGUCAACAACUACAUCCGCACCUUGGGCCCGUUUGUGGACAUCAUCCCACAAUUCGACUUCCUGCUCAAGCGCCCGAUUUGGGCUCACGACACAUUCUUGGAGUACCUGACCUACAACUUCACUCUCACUCCACCCAAAGGCGAAGACGGAGUGUUUGCUCUGACUCAGGGGGAGGCUGGUGAUCGCAAGAUCUGCCAGUGUCAGCUCAACAGGCUGGUGAGACACCUGAAUGCGCGCCAGGUCAAGUUGUCUAUCGGCGAGUGGGUCAAGGAGUUUGUUGAUUCAGACGAGUUCUCGGACUUCGUGUGGCGUACGCGCAAGACGAAGCAAUGGACGACGCAUCUUCCAAAGUGCAGGAGGUGCGGCGAGGUCUACUUCAACAAUUGA